AUGUUCAAGGAAGCUGGCAACCCCUCUCACAAUGGCCGUGUGUGCAGCACAUGGGGUAACUUCCACUUCAAGACCUUUGACGGGGACAUCUUUUACUUCCCUGGGGUCUGCAAUUACAUCUUUGCAUCCAACUGCAAAUCUCCCUAUGAGGACUUCAACAUCCAGAUUAGGCGUACAAUGGUGGAAAAUGCUACUGUGAUCACUCAUGUCAUCAUGAAGCUGGAAGGAGCAGUGAUUGAACUGACCCGCGGCUCUGUCCUGCUUGAUGGCAAAUUGGUUCAGAUGCCCUACAGCCAUAUGGGAGUCUUGAUAGAGAGAAGUAACAGCUAUUUGAAAGUUUCUGCCAAGUUAGGACUGACUUUCCUUUGGAAUGAAGAGGAUGCCCUCCUGGUGGAACUAGAUAAGAAAUAUGCCAAUCAAACUUGCGGACUUUGUGGGGACUUCAAUGGAAUUCCAAUUAGCAAUGAAUUUAUUUCAGAGAAGACAAAACUGACUCCCAUACAGUUUGGGAAUAAGCAGAAGAUGGAUGGACCCACAGAGCAGUGUGCUGAUCCUAUUUCUCCUGCUGUUCUGGUGAACUGCUCAGCUGAAUUUGCUUCUAUCUGUGAGACGGUAUUAACCAGUAAAGCAUUUACAAGCUGUAAUACACUUGUGAAUGUUCAGGACUACAUUGAAACUUGCAUACAAGACCUAUGCCACUGUGAUAGCUCUUUGGCUGACUUCUGCAUGUGCAACACCUUUGCUGAAUACUCCCGGCAGUGCGCUCAUGCAGGUGGACAGCCUCUGAACUGGAGAACCUCUGAACUGUGUCCCAAAUUAUGUCCUUUCAACAUGCAAUACCAGGAGUGUGGCUCCCCCUGCUCUGACACAUGCAGCAACCCGGAACGAUCUGCACUUUGUGAAGAUCAUUGUACAGAUGGCUGUGUCUGUCCUCCAGGAAUGGUAUUUGAUGACAUUAACGGUGCUGGCUGCAUUCCCCGUAAAGAAUGCCACUGUACCUAUGAAGGUGAAACUUAUGCUCCUGGUGCCUCCUUCUCAUCUAAAUGCAGAUCAUGUAACUGUGCUGGAGGUGAAUGGUCUUGUAUCACCCAGUCAUGCCCCGGGACUUGCAGUAUUGCAGGAGGCUCCCAUAUUUCAACAUUUGAUGAGAAAUAUUAUUCCUUCUUCGGAGACUGUAGCUAUGUCCUAACCAAGCUCUGUGACAGCAAUGAAUUCACUGUUCUGGGAGAUAUCCACAAGUGUGGCCUGACUGACACUGAGACAUGCCUCAAGGGUAUAGCCGUCAGCCUAAGUGGAGGACAAACUAACAUUGUGAUCCAGUCUUCCGGCAGUGUAUUUGUGAAUAUGAUCUACACACAGCUGCCAUUCUCUGCGGCGAAUGUCACCAUCUUCAGACCAUCAUCUUUCUUCAUCAUUCUGCAAACAACCUUUGGCCUUCAGCUAGAGAUUCAGCUCGUGCCUCUCAUGCAACUUUUUAUAGACCUAGACCCAUCACAUAAAGGGCAGACCUGUGGUCUCUGUGGAAACUUCAAUGACAUGCAGACAGAUGAUUUCAAAACUACCAGUGGUGUAAUAGAGGGUACUUCAGCUGCCUUUGGCAACACUUGGAAAACUCGGGCUGAUUGUCCUGAUGCCAAAAAUACCUUUGAGAACCCCUGUACUGUCAGCAUACAAAAUGACCAGUAUGCUCAGCACUGGUGCGGACUGCUCUCUGAUACCAUGGGACCUUUUGCUGAAUGUCAUUCAACAGUGAAUCCAGAAGUUUACCAGAAGAACUGCAUGUUUGACACGUGUAACUGUGAGAAGAGUGAGGACUGCAUGUGUGCUGCCCUUUCCAGCUAUGUCAGGGCCUGUGCCGCUAAAGGAGUUCUCCUCACUGGAUGGAGGAACAAAGCCUGCACAAAAUACACCACCUUGUGUCCGAAAUCCUUGAAGUACACUUACAAUGUCGAUUCCUGUCAACCCACCUGCCGGUCUCAGAGUGAGCCUGAUGUCACAUGCAGCAUCAAGUUUGUCCCAGUUGAUGGCUGCACCUGCAUAAAUGGAAACUACAUGGAUGAAAGUGGCGAAUGUGUGCCUGCUUCUAGCUGUCCUUGUUACUACAAAGGAAUGCCUCUGUCUUCUGGAGAAGUUAUUCAUGAUAAUGGUGUUGUCUGCACUUGCACCUAUGGAAAGCUGAGUUGCAUUGGACAGAAACCUGAACCAGUCUGUGUACCUCCCAUGAUCUACAUUGACUGUGGCAAUGCCACUGCAGAUAUGGUAGGAGCAGGAUGCCAGAAGAGCUGUCAGACUCUAGAUAUGGAAUGUUAUAGAACCCACUGUGUCUCUGGCUGUGUAUGUCCUCCUAAUCAAGUGUUAGAUGGCAAAGGUGGCUGUACAGCUCCAGAAGACUGUCCAUGUGUUCACAAUGGGAAUUCCUACAGUCCAGGAGAAUCAAUCAGAGUUGGUUGUAACAACUGCACAUGUAGAAACAGAAAAUGGCACUGCUCCGAGGAAUCUUGCCUGGAAACCUGUUCUGUUUAUGGAGAUGGGCAUUACACCACUUUUGAUGGCAAACGUUUUGAUUUUGAAGGAGACUGUGAAUAUGUUCUGGUCCAGAACUACUGUGGUCAACAAGGUAUGAAUCAGGGAACCUUCAGAGUCAUCACUGAGAAUAUUCCAUGUGGCACUACAGGAACCACCUGCUCUAAGUCUAUUAAAGUUUUCCUGGGGAACUAUGAGCUGGUACUCAGUGAUGGACACUCUGAUGUCAUCCAGAGGACACCUGGAGGAAAAAUGCCAUUCCAAAUCCGUUCCAUGGGCAUCUACCUGGUGGUUGACACUACUGUUGGCCUGAUACUCAUGUGGGACAAGAAAACCAGUAUAUUCAUCAAACUUAGUCCCAGCUUUCAGGGACAUGUCUGCGGACUUUGCGGAAACUAUGAUGGCAAUGGAAAUAAUGACUUCACUACUCGCAGUCAGUCUGUGGUAGGAAAUGUGCUGGAGUUUGCCAAUAGCUGGAAAGUGUCUUCUAGUUGCCCAAAUGCCAAUCGCACCAAGGAUCCAUGCACUGCGAACCCAUACAGGAAAGCCUGGGCACAGAAGCAAUGCAGCAUCAUUACCAGUGAAGUGUUUGCGAAGUGUCACACCCAGAUUGAACCAAAUGAAUAUUAUCAAGCAUGCGUGGAUGAUGCUUGUGCCUGUGACACUGGAGGAGACUGUGAAUGUUUCUGUACAGCAGUAGCCGCCUAUGCUGAAGCAUGCAAUGAACUGGACAUCUGCAUUUCAUGGAGAACCCCAUCCAUUUGUCCUCUGUUCUGUGAUUACUACAAUCCACAAGGGGAAUGUGAGUGGCACUACAAGCCAUGCGGAGCCCCUUGUAUGAAGACCUGCAAUAAUCCAAGCGGGAACUGCCUUCAUGAGUUGAGAGGUUUGGAAGGCUGCUAUCCACACUGUCCAAAGAAUAAGCCCUAUUUUGAUGAAGAAACCAUGACUUGUGUUUCUAAUUGUGGUUGUUAUGAAAAUGGGAAAAAUUACAAACCAGGACUGCAGAUGCCUUCAAAGCAGAAUUGUCAAUCAUGUGAAUGCACAAAUCAUGGCAAAAAAUGCAAAUAUGAUGAAUAUGAAUGUGUCUGCAUUUAUGAGGGACAGAAAUACAACUAUAAAGACGUGAUCUACAAUACUACAGAUGGCACAGGAGGGUGUAUGGUCGCAAUCUGUGGUCCCAAUGGAACGCUUCAAAGGGUUGUGUAUGACUGUCCAACCUCAUCAUCACCCACAACAGGAACAACGUUUCACUUCAGCACUACGCCACCUGCCACUACUUCCACAGUGUCAUCAACUACAUCAGUAUGUGUUCAUGAAGUCUGUGAGUGGUCAGAAUGGUAUGAUGGGAGUCUGCAAACUCCUGGCUACGAUGGUGGAGAUUUUGAAACCUUUGAUAAUUUGAGAGCUAAAGGUUAUGAAGUCUGUAAAUCUCCACGGGCUAUUCAAUGCAGAGCAGAGAAAUUCCCUAAUAUACCACUGAAAGACCUUGGUGAAAAAGUAGAAUGCAGUACAGAAGCUGGGCUUAUAUGUUACAACAAAGAUCAAAUUUCAACAAUGUGCAGCAAUUAUGAAAUCAGAAUCUUAUGUUGUGUUUUUGUACCAUGCUCUUCCACAACAUAUUUCAGCACAUCAACACCGAUCACAACUACAGCUAAGAGCACAGAAGCAUCAAGUCCAACUGAAGAAACAUCAUUUUCAACCACUACAACAUCACCAGUUACUACAACUUCUGAAAGUGUACCAUUCACACCUUCAGCAACUAAAGAAACAAUCACAAGCACAACCGAAAUGACAACACCUGUCACCACUCCUCCUUCAACAACUCAUCCUUGCAUUAAAGAAGAAUGUUACUGGUCAAUGUGGUAUGAUGUCAGUUAUCCAGGUUCUGGAUACGAUGAUGGAGAUUUUGAUACAAUUCAGAACAUUAAAAAUAAGGGAUACAAAGUCUGUGAUAACAGAAAGGCUGUUGAAUGCAGAGCAGUAAGGUUCCCUAAUACACCAUAUCGCCUCCUGGAGCAACACAUAACAUGUAACACAGAAGAAGGGUUGAAAUGCUACAAUAAAGACCAACUACCGCCCAUCUGCUACAACUAUGAACUAAGAUUUAAAUGCUGUACAAAUAUAAUAGUACCGUGUCACCCAACAACAGCGCCGUAUACAAAUACACAAACAUCAAAACCAACCCCAAUUUUUUCAACAACGCUAAGGACAUCAUCCACAAAAGUAUUCACAACACCACACUUAGAAACCAAAUAUAAGACAACUACAAUAUCAACGGCCACAGCAGAAACAGAACCUAUUCAUACCAGAAUUACAUCACAACCAAUGACAACAACCAGAAAUGAAACAAAGACCACAACAGCAUCAAGUCCCACCACGCCAACACCUACCCCAUCCUCCACCAGCCUGACCUCCACCACCACCACCCACUCCACUACCGCCUGCGAACCCGAACUGUGCUCCUGGAGCGAAUGGUUCGACGUCGACUUCCCCUCCUCGGGGCCCAGCCAGGGAGACUUCGAAACCUACCAGCACAUCCGCGCCGCCGGGAAGGAAGUCUGUCAACAUCCAAAGGAAAUCGACUGCCGGGCGGAGGACUACCCCGAGGUUUCCAUCCAAUACGUCAGACAGGUCGUGCAGUGCGACGUCCACUUUGGACUGGUGUGCAAGAACGAAGACCAGACUGGCAAAUUUAAGAUGUGCCUCAACUACAAGAUCCGCGUCCUCUGCUGCAGCCCUAACUACAACUGCCCAACCACCAGCCCCUUGCCCACCACCAGCCCCACCACCAGCACCACCCACAGAUCAGCCAGCACCGCCCCACCCUCCACCACAGUCACGACCUCCACCUCCACAACCUACUCCCCCACCACGCGGCCCACCUCCUCACAAACCACGCCGCAAACCUCCACCAGCACCACCAGCCCCACCGAAUGGUUCGACGUCGACUUCCCCUCCUCGGGGCCCAGCCAGGGAGACUUCGAAACCUACCAGCACAUCCGCGCCGCCGGGAAGGAAGUCUGUCAACAUCCAAAGGAAAUCGACUGCCGGGCGGAGGACUACCCCGAGGUUUCCAUCCAAUACGUCGGACAGGUCGUGCAGUGCGACGUCCACUUUGGACUGGUGUGCAAGAACGAAGACCAGACUGGCAAAUUUAAGAUGUGCCUCAACUACAAGAUCCGCGUCCUCUGCUGCAGCCCUAACUACAACUGCCCAACCACCAGCCCCUUGCCCACCACCAGCCCCACCACCAGCACCACCCACAGAUCAGCCAGCACCGCCCCACCCUCCACCACAGUCACGACCUCCACCUCCACAACCUACCCCACCACGCGGCCCACCUCCUCACAAACCACGCCGCAAACCUCCACCAGCACCACCAGCCCCACGCCGACACCUACCCCAUCCUCCACCAGCCUGACCUCCACCACCACCACCCACUCCACUACCGCCUGCGAACCCGAACUGUGCUCCUGGAGCGAAUGGUUCGACGUCGACUUCCCCUUCGGGCCCAGCCAGGGAGACUUCGAAACCUACCAGCACAUCCGCGCCGCCGGGAAGGAAGUCUGUCAACAUCCAAAGGAAAUCGACUGCCGGGCGGAGGACUACCCCGAGGUUUCCAUCCAAUACGUCGGACAGGUCGUGCAGUGCGACGUCCACUUUGGACUGGUGUGCAAGAACGAAGACCAGACUGGCAAAUUUAAGAUGUGCCUCAACUACAAGAUCCGCGUCCUCUGCUGCAGCCCUAACUACAACUGCCCAACCACCAGCCCCUUGCCCACCACCAGCCCCACCACCAGCACCACCCACAGAUCAGCCAGCACCGCCCCACCCUCCACCACAGUCACGACCUCCACCUCCACAACCUACUCCCCCACCACGCGGCCCACCUCCUCACAAACCACGCCGCAAACCUCCACCAGCACCACCAGCCCCACGCCGACACCUACCCCAUCCUCCACCAGCCUGACCUCCACCACCACCACCACCCACUCCACUACCGCCUGCGAACCCGAACUGUGCUCCUGGAGCGAAUGGUUCGACGUCGACUUCCCCUCCUCGGGGCCCAGCCAGGGAGACUUCGAAACCUACCAGCACAUCCGCGCCGCCGGGAAGGAAGUCUGUCAACAUCCAAAGGAAAUCGACUGCCGGGCGGAGGACUACCCCGAGGUUUCCAUCCAAUACGUCGGACAGGUCGUGCAGUGCGACGUCCACUUUGGACUGGUGUGCAAGAACGAAGACCAGACUGGCAAAUUUAAGAUGUGCCUCAACUACAAGAUCCGCGUCCUCUGCUGCAGCCCUAACUACAACUGCCCAACCACCAGCCCCUUGCCCACCACCAGCCCCACCACCAGCACCACCCACAGAUCAGCCAGCACCGCCCCACCCUCCACCACAGUCACGACCUCCACCUCCACAACCUACUCCCCCACCACGCGGCCCACCUCCUCACAAACCACGCCGCAAACCUCCACCAGCACCACCAGCCCCACGCCGACACCUACCCCAUCCUCCACCAGCCUGACCUCCACCACCACCACCCACUCCACUACCGCCUGCGAACCCGAACUGUGCUCCUGGAGCGAAUGGUUCGACGUCGACUUCCCCUCCUCGGGGCCCAGCCAGGGAGACUUCGAAACCUACCAGCACAUCCGCGCCGCCGGGAAGGAAGUCUGUCAACAUCCAAAGGAAAUCGACUGCCGGGCGGAGGACUACCCCGAGGUUUCCAUCCAAUACGUCGGACAGGUCGUGCAGUGCGACGUCCACUUUGGACUGGUGUGCAAGAACGAAGACCAGACUGGCAAAUUUAAGAUGUGCCUCAACUACAAGAUCCGCGUCCUCUGCUGCAGCCCUAACUACAACUGCCCAACCACCAGCCCCUUGCCCACCACCAGCCCCACCACCAGCACCACCCACAGAUCAGCCAGCACCGCCCCACCCUCCACCACAGUCACGACCUCCACCUCCACAACCUACUCCCCCACCACGCGGCCCACCUCCUCACAAACCACGCCGCAAACCUCCACCAGCACCACCAGCCCCACGCCGACACCUACCCCAUCCUCCACCAGCCUGACCUCCACCACCACCACCACCCACUCCACUACCGCCUGCGAACCCGAACUGUGCUCCUGGAGCGAAUGGUUCGACGUCGACUUCCCCUCCUCGGGGCCCAGCCAGGGAGACUUCGAAACCUACCAGCACAUCCGCGCCGCCGGGAAGGAAGUCUGUCAACAUCCAAAGGAAAUCGACUGCCGGGCGGAGGACUACCCCGAGGUUUCCAUCCAAUACGUCGGACAGGUCGUGCAGUGCGACGUCCACUUUGGACUGGUGUGCAAGAACGAAGACCAGACUGGCAAAUUUAAGAUGUGCCUCAACUACAAGAUCCGCGUCCUCUGCUGCAGCCCUAACUACAACUGCCCAACCACCAGCCCCUUGCCCACCACCAGCCCCACCACCAGCACCACCCACAGAUCAGCCAGCACCGCCCCACCCUCCACCACAGUCACGACCUCCACCUCCACAACCUACUCCCCCACCACCACCACCAGCCCCACGCCGACACCUACCCCAUCCUCCACCAGCCUGACCUCCACCACCACCACCCACUCCACUACCGCCUGCGAACCCGAACUGUGCUCCUGGAGCGAAUGGUUCGACGUCGACUUCCCCUCCUCGGGGCCCAGCCAGGGAGACUUCGAAACCUACCAGCACAUCCGCGCCGCCGGGAAGGAAGUCUGUCAACAUCCAAAGGAAAUCGACUGCCGGGCGGAGGACUACCCCGAGGUUUCCAUCCAAUACGUCGGACAGGUCGUGCAGUGCGACGUCCACUUUGGACUGGUGUGCAAGAACGAAGACCAGACUGGCAAAUUUAAGAUGUGCCUCAACUACAAGAUCCGCGUCCUCUGCUGCAGCCCUAACUACAACUGCCCAACCACCAGCCCCUUGCCCACCACCAGCCCCACCACCAGCACCACCCACAGAUCAGCCAGCACCGCCCCACCCUCCACCACAGUCACGACCUCCACCUCCACAACCUACUCCCCCACCACGCGGCCCACCUCCUCACAAACCACGCCGCAAACCUCCACCAGCACCACCAGCCCCACGCCGACACCUACCCCAUCCUCCACCAGCCUGACCUCCACCACCACCACCACCCACUCCACUACCGCCUGCGAACCCGAACUGUGCUCCUGGAGCGAAUGGUUCGACGUCGACUUCCCCUCCUCGGGGCCCAGCCAGGGAGACUUCGAAACCUACCAGCACAUCCGCGCCGCCGGGAAGGAAGUCUGUCAACAUCCAAAGGAAAUCGACUGCCGGGCGGAGGACUACCCCGAGGUUUCCAUCCAAUACGUCGGACAGGUCGUGCAGUGCGACGUCCACUUUGGACUGGUGUGCAAGAACGAAGACCAGACUGGCAAAUUUAAGAUGUGCCUCAACUACAAGAUCCGCGUCCUCUGCUGCAGCCCUAACUACAACUGCCCAACCACCAGCCCCUUGCCCACCACCAGCCCCACCACCAGCACCACCCACAGAUCAGCCAGCACCGCCCCACCCUCCACCACAGUCACGACCUCCACCUCCACAACCUACUCCCCCACCACGCGGCCCACCUCCUCACAAACCACGCCGCAAACCUCCACCAGCACCACCAGCCCCACGCCGACACCUACCCCAUCCUCCACCAGCCUGACCUCCACCACCACCACCACCCACUCCACUACCGCCUGCGAACCCGAACUGUGCUCCUGGAGCGAAUGGUUCGACGUCGACUUCCCCUCCUCGGGGCCCAGCCAGGGAGACUUCGAAACCUACCAGCACAUCCGCGCCGCCGGGAAGGAAGUCUGUCAACAUCCAAAGGAAAUCGACUGCCGGGCGGAGGACUACCCCGAGGUUUCCAUCCAAUACGUCGGACAGGUCGUGCAGUGCGACGUCCACUUUGGACUGGUGUGCAAGAACGAAGACCAGACUGGCAAAUUUAAGAUGUGCCUCAACUACAAGAUCCGCGUCCUCUGCUGCAGCCCUAACUACAACUGCCCAACCACCAGCCCCUUGCCCACCACCAGCCCCACCACCAGCACCACCCACAGAUCAGCCAGCACCGCCCCACCCUCCACCACAGUCACGACCUCCACCUCCACAACCUACUCCCCCACCACGCGGCCCACCUCCUCACAAACCACGCCGCAAACCUCCACCAGCACCACCAGCCCCACGCCGACACCUACCCCAUCCUCCACCAGCCUGACCUCCACCACCACCACCCACUCCACUACCGCCUGCGAACCCGAACUGUGCUCCUGGAGCGAAUGGUUCGACGUCGACUUCCCCUCCUCGGGGCCCAGCCAGGGAGACUUCGAAACCUACCAGCACAUCCGCGCCGCCGGGAAGGAAGUCUGUCAACAUCCAAAGGAAAUCGACUGCCGGGCGGAGGACUACCCCGAGGUUUCCAUCCAAUACGUCGGACAGGUCGUGCAGUGCGACGUCCACUUUGGACUGGUGUGCAAGAACGAAGACCAGACUGGCAAAUUUAAGAUGUGCCUCAACUACAAGAUCCGCGUCCUCUGCUGCAGCCCUAACUACAACUGCCCAACCACCAGCCCCUUGCCCACCACCAGCCCCACCACCAGCACCACCCACAGAUCAGCCAGCACCGCCCCACCCUCCACCACAGUCACGACCUCCACCUCCACAACCUACCCCACCACGCGGCCCACCUCCUCACAAACCACGCAGCAAACCUCCACCAGCACCACCAGCCCCACGCCGACACCUACCCCAUCCUCCACCAGCCUGACCUCCACCACCACCACCCACUCCACUACCGCCUGCGAACCCGAACUGUGCUCCUGGAGCGAAUGGUUCGACGUCGACUUCCCCUCCUCGGGGCCCAGCCAGGGAGACUUCGAAACCUACCAGCACAUCCGCGCCGCCGGGAAGGAAGUCUGUCAACAUCCAAAGGAAAUCGACUGCCGGGCGGAGGACUACCCCGAGGUUUCCAUCCAAUACGUCGGACAGGUCGUGCAGUGCGACGUCCACUUUGGACUGGUGUGCAAGAACGAAGACCAGACUGGCAAAUUUAAGAUGUGCCUCAACUACAAGAUCCGCGUCCUCUGCUGCAGCCCUAACUACAACUGCCCAACCACCAGCCCCUUGCCCACCACCAGCCCCACCACCAGCACCACCCACAGAUCAGCCAGCACCGCCCCACCCUCCACCACAGUCACGACCUCCACCUCCACAACCUACUCCCCCACCACGCGGCCCACCUCCUCACAAACCACGCCGCAAACCUCCACCAGCACCACCAGCCCCACGCCGACACCUACCCCAUCCUCCACCAGCCUGACCUCCACCACCACCACCCACUCCACUACCGCCUGCGAACCCGAACUGUGCUCCUGGAGCGAAUGGUUCGACGUCGACUUCCCCUCCUCGGGGCCCAGCCAGGGAGACUUCGAAACCUACCAGCACAUCCGCGCCGCCGGGAAGGAAGUCUGUCAACAUCCAAAGGAAAUCGACUGCCGGGCGGAGGUACCCGAGGUUUCCAUCCAAUACGUCGGACAGGUCGUGCAGUGCGACGUCCACUUUGGACUGGUGUGCAAGAACGAAGACCAGACUGGCAAAUUUAAGAUGUGCCUCAACUACAAGAUCCGCGUCCUCUGCUGCAGCCCUAACUACAACCCCACCACCAGCACCACCCACAGAUCAGCCAGCACCGCCCCACCCUCCACCACAGUCACGACCUCCACCUCCACAACCUACUCCCCCACCACGCGGCCCACCUCCUCACAAACCACGCCGCAAACCUCCACCAGCACCACCAGCCCCACGCCGACACCUACCCCAUCCUCCACCAGCCUGACCUCCACCACCACCACCCACUCCACUACCGCCUGCGAACCCGAACUGUGCUCCUGGAGCGAAUGGUUCGACGUCGACUUCCCCUCCUCGGGGCCCAGCCAGGGAGACUUCGAAACCUACCAGCACAUCCGCGCCGCCGGGAAGGAAGUCUGUCAACAUCCAAAGGAAAUCGACUGCCGGGCGGAGGACUACCCCGAGGUUUCCAUCCAAUACGUCGGACAGGUCGUGCAGUGCGACGUCCACUUUGGACUGGUGUGCAAGAACGAAGACCAGACUGGCAAAUUUAAGAUGUGCCUCAACUACAAGAUCCGCGUCCUCUGCUGCAGCCCUAACUACAACUGCCCAACCACCAGCCCCUUGACCACCAGCCCCACCACCAGCACCACCCACAGAUCAGCCAGCACCGCCCCACCCUCCACCACAGUCACGACCUCCACCUCCACAACCUACUCCCCCACCACGCGGCCCACCUCCUCACAAACCACGCCGCAAACCUCCACCAGCACCAAGCCCACGCCGACACCUACCCCAUCCUCCACCAGCCUGACCUCCACCACCACCACCCACUCCACUACCGCCUGCGAACCCGAACUGUGCUCCUGGAGCGAAUGGUUCGACGUCGACUUCCCCUCCUCGGGGCCCAGCCAGGGAGACUUCGAAACCUACCAGCACAUCCGCGCCGCCGGGAAGGAAGUCUGUCAACAUCCAAAGGAAAUCGACUGCCGGGCGGAGGACUACCCCGAGGUUUCCAUCCAAUACGUCGGACAGGUCGUGCAGUGCGACGUCCACUUUGGACUGGUGUGCAAGAACGAAGACCAGACUGGCAAAUUUAAGAUGUGCCUCAACUACAAGAUCCGCGUCCUCUGCUGCAGCCCUAACUACAACUGCCCAACCACCAGCCCUUGCCCACCACCAGCCCCACCACCAGCACCACCCACAGAUCAGCCAGCACCGCCCCACCCUCCACCACAGUCACGACCUCCACCUCCACAACCUACUCCCCCACCACGCGGCCCACCUCCUCACAAACCACGCCGCAAACCUCCACCACCUGACCUCCACCACCACCACCACCCACUCCACUACCGCCUGCGAACCCGAACUGUGCUCCUGGAGCGAAUGGUUCGACGUCGACUUCCCCUCCUCGGGGCCCAGCCAGGGAGACUUCGAAACCUACCAGCACAUCCGCGCCGCCGGGAAGGAAGUCUGUCAACAUCCAAAGGAAAUCGACUGCCGGGCGGAGGACUACCCGAGGUUUCCAUCCAAUACGUCGGACAGGUCGUGCAGUGCGACGUCCACUUUGGACUGGUGUGCAAGAACGAAGACCAGACUGGCAAAUUUAAGAUGUGCCUCAACUACAAGAUCCGCGUCCUCUGCUGCAGCCCUAACUACAACUGCCCAACCACCAGCCCCUUGCCCACCACCAGCCCCACCACCAGCACCACCCACAGAUCAGCCAGCACCGCCCCACCCUCCACCACAGUCACGACCUCCACCUCCACAACCUACUCCCCCACCACGCGGCCCACCUCCUCACAAACCACGCCGCAAACCUCCACCAGCACCACCAGCCCCACGCCGACACCUACCCCAUCCUCCACCAGCCUGACCUCCACCACCACCACCACCCACUCCACUACCGCCUGCGAACCCGAACUGUGCUCCUGGAGCGAAUGGUUCGACGUCGACUUCCCCUCCUCGGGGCCCAGCCAGGGAGACUUCGAAACCUACCAGCACAUCCGCGCCGCCGGGAAGGAAGUCUGUCAACAUCCAAAGGAAAUCGACUGCCGGGCGGAGGACUACCCCGAGGUUUCCAUCCAAUACGUCGGACAGGUCGUGCAGUGCGACGUCCACUUUGGACUGGUGUGCAAGAACGAAGACCAGACUGGCAAAUUUAAGAUGUGCCUCAACUACAAGAUCCGCGUCCUCUGCUGCAGCCCUAACUACAACUGCCCAACCACCAGCCCCUUGCCCACCACCAGCCCCACCACCAGCACCACCCACAGAUCAGCCAGCACCGCCCCACCCUCCACCACAGUCACGACCUCCACCUCCACAACCUACUCCCCCACCACGCGGCCCACCUCCUCACAAACCACGCCGCAAACCUCCACCAGCACCACCAGCCCCACGCCGACACCUACCCCAUCCUCCACCAGCCUGACCUCCACCACCACCACCACCCACUCCACUACCGCCUGCGAACCCGAACUGUGCUCCUGGAGCGAAUGGUUCGACGUCGACUUCCCCUCCUCGGGGCCCAGCCAGGGAGACUUCGAAACCUACCAGCACAUCCGCGCCGCCGGGAAGGAAGUCUGUCAACAUCCAAAGGAAAUCGACUGCCGGGCGGAGGACUACCCCGAGGUUUCCAUCCAAUACGUCGGACAGGUCGUGCAGUGCGACGUCCACUUUGGACUGGUGUGCAAGAACGAAGACCAGACUGGCAAAUUUAAGAUGUGCCUCAACUACAAGAUCCGCGUCCUCUGCUGCAGCCCUAACUACAACUGCCCAACCACCAGCCCCUUGCCCACCACCAGCCCCACCACCAGCACCACCCACAGAUCAGCCAGCACCGCCCCACCCUCCACCACAGUCACGACCUCCACCUCCACAACCUACUCCCCCACCACGCGGCCCACCUCCUCACAAACCACGCCGCAAACCUCCACCAGCACCACCAGCCCCACGCCGACACCUACCCCAUCCUCCACCAGCCUGACCUCCACCACCACCACCCACUCCACUACCGCCUGCGAACCCGAACUGUGCUCCUGGAGCGAAUGGUUCGACGUCGACUUCCCCUCCUCGGGGCCCAGCCAGGGAGACUUCGAAACCUACCAGCACAUCCGCGCCGCCGGGAAGGAAGUCUGUCAACAUCCAAAGGAAAUCGACUGCCGGGCGGAGGACUACCCCGAGGUUUCCAUCCAAUACGUCGGACAGGUCGUGCAGUGCGACGUCCACUUUGGACUGGUGUGCAAGAACGAAGACCAGACUGGCAAAUUUAAGAUGUGCCUCAACUACAAGAUCCGCGUCCUCUGCUGCAGCCCUAACUACAACUGCCAACCACCAGCCCCUUGCCCACCACCAGCCCACACCAGCACCACCCACAGAUCAGCCAGCACCGCCCCACCCUCCACCACACCUCCACCACCCACCACCCACUCCACUACCGCCUGCGAACCCGAACUGUGCUCCUGGAGCGAAUGGUUCGACGUCGACUUCCCCUCCUCGGGGCCCAGCCAGGGAGACUUCGAAACCUACCAGCACAUCCGCGCCGCCGGGAAGGAAGUCUGUCAACAUCCAAAGGAAAUCGACUGCCGGGCGGAGGACUACCCCGAGGUUUCCAUCCAAUACGUCGGACAGGUCGUGCAGUGCGACGUCCACUUUGGACUGGUGUGCAAGAACGAAGACCAGACUGGCAAAUUUAAGAUGUGCCUCAACUACAAGAUCCGCGUCCUCUGCUGCAGCCCUAACUACAACUGCCCAACCACCAGCCCCUUGCCCACCACCAGCCGUACCACUAUUACUACCAUACCUGAACCAUGCUGCAUCUCCACUUCUUCUACGCCUGUAUCAACACCAUGUUUUUGUAAAAUUGGCGAUGCUAUUUUUUCACCCGGUGAUUUGAUUUACAACAGAACGGAUAAUGAUGGAUGUAGAUUUUACGCCAUCUGUAGUCCAACAUGUACAGUUGAACGACACACUGUACCUUGUAAUGUUACUACUCCUCUAACCACUACUUCCCCUGAAUGGUCUACCGUAACAACAUCAGUUCCUCUGCCUAGCACUCAUUUUCCCGGCUGUGUUUCUGCUACUUACCCUCCUCUACUCCCUGGACAAAGAUACAAAUUAUCCAACUGUACAGAAGUCCUCUGUAAGGGAGACCACAAAGUAGAAGUAAUUCCAACGCACUGCCCGCCUGUAAAGGAAAUCACCUGUGCGAACAAAUAUCCGGCAAUGCUGGUACCUGAUGAAAAUGGCUGCUGUUACCAAUAUGAGUGUCAAUGUGUGUGCAGUGGAUGGGGUGAUCCUCAUUAUAUUACUUUUGAUGGAACCUACUAUACUUUCCUUGAAAACUGCACUUACGUCCUGGUGAAACAGAUUGUACCUAAAUAUGACAACUUCCGUGUUUACGUUGACAAUUAUUACUGCAAUGCAGAAGAUGGACUUUCCUGCCCUAAAUCCAUUAUUAUUUUCUACAAAUCUGCAGAAGUGGUGCUGACCCGUAAACUCAUGAAUGGUGUGAUGACCAAUGUGAUGUACUUCAACCAAAAGAUUGUCAAACCAGGCUUCAAAAAAGAUGGCAUUUCUUUCUCCACACUUGGCAUCAACAUGAUUGUUGAAAUACCAGAGAUUGGUGCAACUAUCACCUUUAGUGGGCUGAUUUUCUCCGUGAAACUCCCAUACAGCAAAUUUGGCAACAACACCGAAGGACAAUGUGGAACAUGUACAAAUAAUAAAUUAGAUGAAUGCCGCUUACCAAGUGGUAAGAUCAUUUCUUCCUGUCCUCAAAUGGCUCAUCACUGGAUCGUUGAUAACAACAAGUCAUGCCAUGGAGUACCAAUACCACCAAUUGUAACCACACCUUCACCAAAGCCUCAGUGUGAAACGCCUCAUCUCUGCAAGCUUAUCUUGAGCAAGAUUUUUGCAGAAUGCCAUGCCGUGAUACCACCAAAACCAUUUUUCCAAGGCUGUGUUUUCGAUGGAUGUCGCAUAGCUGAUGAAUCCAUGCAGUGUUCCAGUUUGGAGAUGUAUGCUACAGAGUGUGCUGCUAGAGGUGUCUGCAUUGACUGGAGAGGAAGGACCAACAAUACAUGCCCAUACAACUGUCCAGCAAGCAUGGUAUACAAGCCAUGUGGGCCCAUUAAUCCUGCUACCUGUGACCCAAGCCUGGAGCUGUCAUUCCAUCAGGCCCCUGUGAAGAAUGCACCUGCUCUGAAUCUUCUCACUCAAGCCCUCACCACGCUACUGUCAAGUGCAAGCCUGUUAUCUGUGACACAUACUGCCCAGCGGUGA
Molecule: messenger RNA, 16410 nt
Organism: Gymnogyps californianus (California condor)
Lineage: Eukaryota; Metazoa; Chordata; Aves; Accipitriformes; Cathartidae
Product: mucin-5AC-like
Cellular component (GO): extracellular matrix
Molecular function (GO): protein binding
Source: RefSeq, a predicted model, not a curated record